This is a messenger RNA of Exaiptasia diaphana, 1623 nucleotides long. RefSeq names its product C-type lectin-like. Bases 16 to 732 code for a protein of 238 amino acids. NCBI's taxonomy places the organism in Eukaryota, Metazoa, Cnidaria, Anthozoa, Actiniaria, Aiptasiidae. Gene Ontology annotation, molecular function: signaling receptor activity. The record is from RefSeq and is a predicted model, not a curated record. The transcript is spliced from 2 exons.
AGGUAUGCGUCGGCGAUGAAUAAACCAUUCCAUCAAAUCUUUCAUGAUAUUUUCUUCAUUUUUGAAUUCACAGUCUUGGUCAAUGGAUCUUGCCCGACCAAUUGGACAGAAUGGAAUCUUCARUUCUGYUAUCAURUUUAUGGAGAUCCGAAACCAUGGGAUACGGCUAAAASAUACUGUGAAAAUCUAGGUGGACACCUCGCGUCCAUACAUAGCGACGASGAAAUGAGCUUUUUGUCUACGUUAAUUAAACUUUCAGGAAAGGAAUCAGAAAACGUUUGGAUCGGUUUGAACGAUAUUUCUAAGGAAUUGGAUUUCCAUUGGAGCGAUAAGUCGCCAUUUGACUAUUCUUACUGGAGAGUAACGCCCUCUAAUCAAACCCAAGAGAACUGUGUCUUCAUUCUAUCAGAGAGUGCUGGGCAGUUCGAAUGGUAUGUGGGGGCAUGUGGCAUUUGGUGGCCGUCUAUUUGCAAACGAACUUCUACAAUUGAUGAAGACAAUCGACGUCAAAUUUAUUCAAGUUUGAAGAACAAGAUGUUGUUCAACCACGUGCUUAGGGCCCAAAAUGCUUCCUCGUUGCUGUAUUGCUCUUCUCUGUGUUUGAAUGAAAACAAUUGUAAAUCGUUCAGCUAUGGAAACAGCGCGUGCUACUUAAACAAUGCGACCGAUAAAGACUUUCCUGRCGACCUUGUGGAAAAGGAYUCCUUUGUUUACGCAGUACCAAUUAAAUGAAUGUAUUUCUUGUAAAAUAUUUCCAUUCACUGGUGUAAAAAGAUGGUCGCUCAUUCAUACAAGCGCGCAAAGGACUAUCCGACGAUACGCGCAAUGCAUUACUUUCCAUGCACGCAAAGCAGUAUGGUUGGACCAUGUUCGCAAUGCAUCAUUGGACCAUGUUCGCAAUGCAUCAUUAGACCAUGCUCGCAAUGCAUCAUUGGACCAUGUUCGCAAUGCAUCAUUCAAACAUUGUACAAACGUACGCAGAAAGCAUCUUUUGACACUGUAAACAAAGUAUUGAUAUUCCUAUGCGAGGCUAAGCAUAACCCUGACGAUUCGCGACCAAAGUGUAAUUGGCUAACAUGGUAUGACCAUAUGGAAUUGGAUGGCCUGUGAUGCAUUUUAACCAAAUCAUUUAAUUGGUAAAAAUAACCAAUUACAAUGGUCAUACCAACAAUAUAUUAUUGGUCAACGUGACCAGUAUAUAUUGGGUCGGAUCAACCAAAAGAAUACAUUGGUCAAAAUGACCAAACUCGAACUGGUUGCCUGGGAUGCAUUGAAACAACCAAUUUUUUUGGUUAUUUCAACCAAGUAUUUUUUUACAGUGUGUAGCUUUUUUUCCACGCGGUAAAGGCAUUUGCGGCUCGAUCUUCAAUGUUCAAUGUUAUGCUAUGCAUAAUUCCACCAUUGUACACAAUGCUCUAGGGURAGCAUUCCCACAAUGCYUUGCUYUAUCAGGCGCGCAAAGGAUCUUGGUGCCAUGGGCGCUAURUUUAAAAGCUAUAGUCAGUGUUACGUGAGGGAUAUUUUCGAAUAAAAUGUUCCUAAGAUAAAAAUAUAGAAUGUUGAUAAUUGGAUGAAAGAAUAAAGGAUUUAUGAAUUGAUCUUGAAAAACAAGAAAAUAUUGUU